GGCCCAGCCCCGCCUGGCGGCCGGCCUUCGGCUCCGGCUUCCCUCACCUCGGGCCGCCCCACCGCCGCCAGCGCCAGCAGCUACAGCAGCGGAGGCAGCGGCGCGCCCCGCCGCAGGGGAGGAUGAAGGUGACCGUGGACUUCGAGGAGUGCCUGAAGGACUCGCCGCGCUUCAGGGCAGCUUUAGAAGAGGUAGAAGGAGAUGUGACAGAACUGGAACUGAAACUUGACAAGCUGGUGAAGCUUUGUAUUGCAAUGAUUGAUACUGGGAAAGCAUUCUGCACAGCCAACAAGCAGUUCAUGAAUGGAAUUAGAGACCUUGCACAGUAUUCCUGUAAAGAUGCAUUGGUUGAGACCAGUUUGACCAAGUUCUCUGACACAUUACAGGAAAUGAUCAAUUAUCACAAUAUACUGUUUGACCAAACCCAAAGAUCAAUCAAAGCACAGCUUCAAACUUUUGUUAAAGAAGACAUUAGGAAAUUUAAAGAUGCAAAGAAACAGUUUGAGAAAGUUAGCGAAGAAAAAGAGAAUGCUCUAGUAAAAAAUGCCCAAGUUCAAAGAAAUAAGCAACAUGAAGUGGAGGAAGCAACCAAUAUUCUGACUGCUACACGAAAAUGUUUUCGACACAUAGCUCUGGAUUAUGUUCUUCAGAUCAACGUUCUUCAGUCUAAAAGGAGAGCAGAAAUCUUAAAAUCGAUGUUAUCAUUUAUGUAUGCACAUCUGGCUUUUUUCCAUCAAGGCUAUGAUCUUUUUAGUGAACUUGAACCCUACAUGAAAGAUCUUGGUGCACAGCUGGAUCAGUUGGCUGUAGAUGCUGCAAAGGAGAAGAGAGAUAUGGAGCAAAGGCACUCCACUAUUCAACAAAAGGAUUAUUCCAGUGAUGAUGCCAAACUAGAAUACAAUGUAGAUGCAGCCAAUGGUAUUGUUAUGGAAGGUUAUCUGUUUAAGCGAGCCAGCAAUGCUUUCAAGACUUGGAACAGGAAAAAGCCAGAUCACAUCAGGCGCUGGUUCUCAAUACAAAAUAACCAACUUGUGUACCAGAAGAAAUUUAAGGAUAAUCCCACAGUAGUUGUUGAAGACUUGAGGCUUUGCACAGUAAAACAUUGUGAAGACAUAGAAAGACGUUUCUGUUUUGAGGUGGUUUCUCCAACGAAAAGCUGCAUGCUGCAGGCUGACUCGGAAAAGCUGCGACAGGCAUGGAUUAAGGCUGUUCAAACCAGUAUUGCUACAGCAUAUAGAGAGAAAGGGGAUGAAUCUGAGAAACAGGAAAAGAAAUCAUCCCCUUCUACUGGAAGCCUAGAAUCUGGCAGCGAGACAAAAGAGAAGUUGUUAAAGGGAGAAAGUGCUCUACAGCGAGUUCAGUGUAUUGCUGGUAAUGCUGCCUGCUGUGACUGUGGUUUGGCAGAUCCUCGCUGGGCCAGUAUCAACCUUGGAAUCACACUGUGCAUUGAGUGCUCUGGGAUACACAGGAGCUUGGGAGUCCACUUUUCAAAAGUAAGAUCUUUAACUCUGGAUUCAUGGGAACCUGAACUUCUAAAGCUCAUGUGUGAAUUGGGAAAUGAUGUUAUAAAUAGAAUAUAUGAAGCAAAGUUGGAAAAAGUGGGACUAAAGAAGCCACAGCCUGGAUGCCAAAGGCAGGAGAAAGAGGCAUACAUCAGAGCAAAAUAUGUGGAAAGAAAGUUUGUAGAGAAGCAGCCUGCAUCAGCAUCUCUGCCUGAAUCUAGAACAAAAGUUUUGCCUGAAAGUCAGGAAGCAAAGAGACACAGUGGCCCGGAAAAAUCCCUUUUUGCAGGGGAACAAGGUGCAACAUCCCAAAAAGUACGAAGCAGUGACAGUGGGAUCCAGCAGAGUGCUGAUGACAGCAGAGAACACCUUGCCUCUACUGUAUCAGCUAACAGUCUGUAUGAACCAGAAGGAGACAAGCAAGAGUCUCCUGUGUUCUGUGACUCCAAACAGCCUAACCCAGGACUGCAGUUGUAUCAAGCUGCCUUUGAGAAAAAUCUUCCUGAUAUGGCAGAAGCAUUGGCCCAUGGAGCUGAAGUAAACUGGGUCAACAUAGAAGAAAACAAAGCAACACCACUCAUUCAGGCAGUGCGAGGGGGUUCAUUGGUUACUUGUGAAUUCCUGCUGCAGAAUGGGGCCAAUGUCAACAUCAGGGACAUAAAAGGAAGAGGACCCCUCCACCAUGCCACAGUUUUAGGACACACUGGACAAGUGUGUUUAUUCCUAAAACGAGGAGCAAACCAGCAUGCCACAGAUGAAGAUGGGAAAGACCCAUUGAGUAUAGCAGUAGAAGCUGCUAAUGCAGAUAUUGUAACAUUGUUACGUUUAGCAAGGAUGAAUGAAGAAAUGCGUGAAUCAGAAGGACUCUAUGGACAGCCAGGAGAUGAAAUUUAUCAGGACAUUUUUCGUGACUUUUCUCAAAUGGCAUCAAAUAAUCCAGAGAAGCUAAACCGUUUCCACCAGUCAGAUUCCCAGAAGUCUUAAGUCACAAGGAAGAAAAGAGCCUGAUCCUUAUAGUACAAGUCUUUUUUACUUCAAAAGAAUGAAUUAUAUGCAUUUUGGAUGAAAUGACUACUCUAAUGUAGCUUUAGAUUGUGGUAGCUGGGGAGAUGUAGAAGUUGUUCUAUGUUCUACAGUACAUAUACCUCAGCAGCUGAAGAAAAUGUUUAAAAAAGGAAUCCCUGGUAGCUCAGUAUAAAACGAGUGCCUGUUAGCAGUACGAAGCAUGUCUGCGGUUCAGCUGCAGGGCACAGCUGGAUGGAUGGCAGGAUGAUCAGACCCUGAGUUAGUAUCAGCUGCCAUCACCUGUCUCCCUGUUGCCAUACAGAAUGUGCCUCUGACAACAAGGUCUGGGUUGCAUUUUCUGGUACUGUUUGGAAGGGAAAUUGGGUAAUGACUUACUGAGUUGUCCUUCUAUUUGUGGGCCUGCAGCUUAAAAGAUUCUCUUGUUCUUAUGCUGACUGUGAUUAGAAGUAAGAUGUUAACAAGACGUGGUAACUUCUGCUCUUUUACAAGCUCUCUUUCAGUGCAAACUUUUAACACCAGGCUUGCCUUUACGCUAGUGACUGCAGGUCAGUCACAGUAGAUGUAUGUCCUGGAGGACCAAACUUCUGAAGAGCAAUUUGGUUUUCUUACUUUCUGUGCAGCAAGUAGACUUCUUAAUGAGCAUGUGGAACCUUUUAUGAAAAAUAAAUGUCAUCUUGCUGGACGUGAUGUGGGAUUUGCUUGCGAGUCUUUGGACAUCAAAACUUGAAAUUUGAGACAUGAAAAUAAACACUGAGAUAAUAGUCUGUGUAGAGCAAUCCUAUGAAGGCUGUUAGUUACCAUCUCUUUUUAGUGUUCUCACUACUGUAAUAAGCAGAUAUAUUAUAUAGUAUGUAAUGCAGUCACCCUAAAUU
This is a messenger RNA of Calypte anna (Anna's hummingbird), 3400 nucleotides long. RefSeq names its product ArfGAP with coiled-coil, ankyrin repeat and PH domains 2 (gene ACAP2). Gene Ontology annotation, molecular function: protein binding; GTPase activator activity. Gene Ontology annotation, cellular component: cytoplasm; endosome membrane. Lineage: Eukaryota; Metazoa; Chordata; Aves; Apodiformes; Trochilidae. The transcript has 24 exons. Bases 123 to 2486 code for a protein of 787 amino acids. The record is from RefSeq and is a predicted model, not a curated record.